AUGGAGCGCUUAGGCGUCGUCUUCUUCUUCGUCGCCUCGUGGCUGCUGGCCGGCGUGGUGGUUGCGCACCACGACCACGGCGUGCACAAGAACUACCUCAUCCUCGUGCGGCGGCCGUACGAGUACGACCGGCGCGUGUACAAGGACGUGUCGAGCUGGCACGCGUCGCUGCUGGCGUCGGUGUGCGAUCAGGCCAAGGAGGAGCUGGAAGCGGACCCGGCGAACGCGCCGCGGCUCAUCUACUCGUACCGCAACGUCGUCAAUGGCUUCUCGGCGCGCCUCACCACGGACGAGCUCGGCAAGAUGGCGCAGGCGGACUGGUUCGUGAAGGCGGUCCCCGAGAAGACGUACCAGCUCAUGACCACGCACACGCCACGGAUGCUCGGGCUCACCGGCCCGACGAUCUUCCACAGCGGCGUGUGGAACAGGAGCAACAUGGGCGAGGGGAUCAUCAUCGGCGUCCUCGACGGCGGCAUCACCCCCGGGCACCCGUCGUUCGACGGCACGGGCAUGCCGCCGCCGCCGGCCAAGUGGAAGGGGCGGUGCGACUUCAACAGCUCGGCGUGCAACAACAAGCUCAUCGGCGCGCGGUCCUUCUUCGAGUCGGCGAGGUGGAAUUGGAAAGGGGGCGACGACCCGGUGCUUCCCAUCGACGAGAGCGAACACGGGACGCACACGUCGAGCACUGCGGCCGGCGCGUUCGUGCCGGGAGCCAACGCAAUGGGCAGUGGCGUGGGCACGGCGGCCGGCAUGGCGCCCCGCGCGCACCUGGCGUUUUACCAGGUGUGCUUCGUGGGCAAGGGCUGCGACCGCGACGACAUACUCGCGGCGAUCGACGACGCCAUGGAGGACGGCGUCGACCUGCUCUCGAUAUCCAUCGGCGACGACAAUGCCGGAGACUUCGCCGCCGACCCCAUUGCGCUCGGGGGAUACAGCGCCAUCAUGAGAGGCAUCUUUGUGUGCACGGCUGCUGGGAACAGCGGCCCGGACGUAGCGACGGUUGCCAACGAGGCGCCGUGGCUGCUCACCGUGGGCGCGGCCACAACCGACCGGAGGGCCGUUGCCGAUGUUAAGCUUGGCAAUGGACUCGAGAUCAGAGGUGAAUCAUACUACCAGCCGAGCACCUACGUGAGCAAGCUGCGGCCGUUGGCGAGGGACACCGCCGCCGACGGCACGUGUUCGGACAAGAGCGUCCUAACGUCCGAGCAAGUCAGCGGAAAGAUUGUGCUUUGCUACACCGGCGGCAACCUGACCAACCUCCAGAAGGGGAGCAUCCUGCACGACGCCGGCGCUGCCGCCGUGAUCAUCGUUUCACAGGACUGGGCUGGGUCCGUGAUCUCACCCAAGGCGCAUGCCCUCCCAGCAGCGCAAAUCGAAUACAAGUCAGCGGAGAAGAUCCAGGCGUACAUGAAUUCCUCCAAGAACCCGACGGCUCGACUGGUCUUCAGGGGGACGGUGUUAGGCAACCGCGUGUCGCCGAUCGCGGCGCCAUUCUCGUCGCGGGGACCCAGCAAGCAGAACCCGGGGAUUCUCAAGCCUGACAUCACCGGCCCUGGAGUGAACAUAAUCGCCGCCGUGCCCAAGCCCGAGGGACUCGCCCAGCCGCCCAACGAACUGGCGUACAAGUUCGACAUCAUGUCCGGCACGUCCAUGGCCGCGCCGCACAUCAGCGGGAUUGCCGCGCUGAUCAAGAAAGCGCACCCGACGUGGUCGCCGGCGGCCAUCAAGUCGGCCAUGAUGACGACGACCGACAUAAGGGAUCGGCGCCGGAUGCCGAUACUGGACUAUGACGGCCAUCAUGCCAACAUGUUUGCGCUGGGCGCCGGUUUCAUCAACCCCACGAGGGCCAUGAACCCGGGACUGGUGUACAACCUCAGCGCCCAUGACUACAUCCCCUACCUGUGCAGGCUCGGGUACAGCGACCACGAGAUGAACUCCAUCAUCCACCCGGCGCCACCAAUGUUGUGCGCGCAGCAACCGGUGGUCGAACAGAAGGACCUCAACUACCCGUCCAUCACCGUCGUCCUCGACGAGGAGCCCUACGCCGUGAACGUCAGCCGCGCGGUGACGAACGUCGGGAACGGCAAGGCGGUGUACACGGCGUCGACCGACGAGGUUCCGCCGACGCUGUCGGUGACGGUGACGCCGAGCAGGCUCAGGUUCAGCGCGCUGAACGAGGUGCAGACCUUCACGGUGACCAUCAGCAGCAAGAACGUGCGGCUGAAGAAACGCAUCACGGAAGGGCAGCUCAAGUGGGUCUCGGGGAAGCACGUCGUGCGUAGCCCUAUAGUCGUGUCCUCCAAGAAGUUCUUCCAGAACCAGAAGAACACGACGAGUACGGAUCAGCACACGGCGGGCUGA
This is a messenger RNA of Lolium rigidum, 2361 nucleotides long. Its product is annotated as subtilisin-like protease 4. The transcript has a single exon. Bases 1 to 2361 code for a protein of 786 amino acids. Gene Ontology annotation, biological process: proteolysis. NCBI's taxonomy places the organism in Eukaryota, Viridiplantae, Streptophyta, Magnoliopsida, Poales, Poaceae. The record is from RefSeq and is a predicted model, not a curated record. Gene Ontology annotation, molecular function: serine-type endopeptidase activity.